UGUGGGAACAUUUUAUUUUAAUUAAUAUACAAACAAACAAACAAACUAACUAACUAGAUGCAUAGGCCUUUGCCGCGCACAGCAGGACAGGGAGUAAUUCAAAGUGUGAAUGGAAGGGGAGUGUCUUUGGUGUUCAAUUUCACCCCAUGCCACCUCGAGGUGGAGUGUUCUCCACUUUUAAGCAUCACCGUGACACUUCGCUCUUCACUGACAGACGAGCCACAUCUCGGAGAGUACCACUGAAGACAAGUGUAGAGAGACAAGUGUAGGGCUUGUCACUAAACUUAAACGAAAUGGAUGGCAGCAGAAGGCAACUCGAUUUGUCCGGUCAUGCCCCUUCUCCUCUCUCAGUCCGUCUACAGGUGCCUGCCUCACUUCUUCGUCCACCGCCCCUCUUUCUCCGGGCGGCCGCGGCGGCUGCAGCUUGCAACUCCUCGCUGGAGAGAGGGUAUCCCCGGACUCCCAAGUGCGCCCGGUGUCGAAACCAUGGCGUAGUGUCGGCGCUGAAAGGACACAAGCGCUUCUGCCGCUGGAGGGACUGCGUGUGCGCCAAGUGCACUCUCAUCGCCGAGAGACAGCGGGUGAUGGCCGCGCAGGUGGCUCUGCGCAGGCAACAGGCACAGGAGGAGAGUGAGGCGCGGGAGCUACAGUUCAUGUAUGCCAGCCCAGGGGCGACCGAGAACGCAGUCACCCUCACCUCGCCAGCUGUCGGUUCAGGUGCUCCAGGCCUGACUGCUGCAACACCAAGACCAGCCUCAUUUGACCCCUUUGGAAAUGGUGACCACAAAGACGAUGAGAAGUUGAUUAAAUAUAAUUUUUGCAACGGAUUUAUGGGCCGAUCCCUUUUUGCUCCCCGUCACUCUAUGCUGCCCUCUCUGAUCGAGAGGGAUUACACCUGUGGGGGCCGGGAGAAAACGCAACAAGAUUUUGACAAAACCAGUGGAAGUCCCUCACCAGGGUUCGACCACAGAUCUGAUCAUUCUGCCAGUCCACGGUCACAGUCAUCUUCUGAUCCAGAAUCUGGCUGCGAAUCGGAAAAACCCAAGGAGUGUACCUCCUAUGAAUUAAGCGGGACAAGUGCCAUGGAAAAAAACAGGGACCCUAUCAACGUAAUGAUGAAGAUCUUCCCUCAUUUACAGCGCGACACUUUGGAGACGGUGCUGAAAACCUGCACGGGGGACAUAGUCAAAGCCAUCGAGAUGCUCCUAAACUCGAAGGAGAAUAAAUGCUCCCCAGAGAGCAGUGGAUUGGCUAAACCAGACAACUCCAGUGCCCAGAGGCCAUCCACAAUCCGACCCCUAGGCGCAGCUUUUGGCGGUUUCGGCACCAAAUCCGCUUUCUCUCCGCUCCAAACUACGGCGACAGGCGCAGUCGGGAACGACGGCGUGUAUCUGAAUCCGCGCUUUGGCAUCUCCCCACUCCGUUUGGCUUACUCCACAGCAGGUGCAGGAUUACCGAACUUUAUGUCACCUUACGUGAGCUCGGGGCUUCUGCCUGGUUUCCCAUUUCGACCGCCACUGGACUAUUCCUUCCCCGGCAUGAUUCGUGACAUCUCUUGUCUUCAAGCCAAAGAUGCUUUCCCCAAUGCCAGCAUUUAUUCCCAUCUCAACAACGAAAAAUGA
This is a messenger RNA of Clupea harengus (Atlantic herring), 1622 nucleotides long. Its product is annotated as doublesex- and mab-3-related transcription factor A1. Gene Ontology annotation, molecular function: DNA-binding transcription factor activity, RNA polymerase II-specific; RNA polymerase II cis-regulatory region sequence-specific DNA binding; ubiquitin binding. Gene Ontology annotation, cellular component: nucleus. Gene Ontology annotation, biological process: regulation of transcription by RNA polymerase II; sex differentiation. NCBI's taxonomy places the organism in Eukaryota, Metazoa, Chordata, Actinopteri, Clupeiformes, Clupeidae. The record is from RefSeq and is a predicted model, not a curated record.